Molecule: messenger RNA, 1013 nt
Organism: Telopea speciosissima
Lineage: Eukaryota; Viridiplantae; Streptophyta; Magnoliopsida; Proteales; Proteaceae
Exons: 1
Coding region: 156-968 (270 amino acids)
Source: RefSeq, a predicted model, not a curated record
UAUCGGGAAACCCAAGCUCUACUCAUAAUAAUUCUUGGGCAAGAAAAACGCUUUUGGAAGUUGAAGACUUCGGAGGGAGAAAAACCAACCAUCAAAUCUCAGUUCUUUCGGCUUCUCACUCUCCUCUUUAAAUUGAUCUUUCUGUUUCACCUCCGAUGGAUUCAUUCGAUGUGAGCAACGUAAAAGCAGAGAAGGUGAACGCGAUGCUGAGGUACCGUCGUCUUCGAAAGAUAGCUAACCUGUUCCGCUGCCUCGAGGUAUGCGUGGCUCUAAUCUUACUCUCCUGGUUCUCCACUCGCCUCCCCAUUGCCGUCAGAAUCUCCGGCCAGUAUUUCAAGGAGUUUUGUGAGGUUCUGGUCAGCCCUGGCUUCGUUUUCCUGGUCGGCAACGUCAUCAUUCUCACACUCUUCGCCAAAUCCGGCCAGUUCUUCGCCCAUGGCGGCCUCAACCCCAACACCUCCGCCACCGAUAAUGUCUACGACGAGUUCGUCAAGAACAACAACAACAGCGAUAAUCAUACUCGUCAGAAGUCCCAAUCCGACAACACUCCAUUACCAUCACUCCCAACUCAGCUGCCGGAGGAAUUCACAUACGAGAACAAAGACACAAUGUACGAAGAAGAGGGAGUGAGAACACUCACCCAUUCAUACCCGGACGAGCACAUGGCUUCAUCGGAUUCGAAGAUCAUCUUCCGGAGGACUCAAUCUGAGAACUUGAAGUUGAAAUUGAAGAGCGAGGCUAAGGAGAAGCCGCACCGAGGACUCCGGCGGUCGGAAACAGAGAGAUGCUGGAAGGUCGGAAGGGAAGAAGAAAAAGCGUCAGAGGAGAUGGCGUCGUUCUCGUACACUGAUGAGGAUAACAUGAGUAACGAAGAAUUCCAGCGCAAAGUAGAAGCCUUCAUUGCUAAGCAUCAGAAGUUUCAGAGGGAGGAGGAAUCCAUGGACAUCGUUCUACAGAACUUAUGCUGAUUCGCUGCUGAAACCUCCCUUCAUUUCAAAAAGGAAAAAACGAGA